AUGGCCGUCGGACUCGGAGAGACUAUUACUGUGAUUAACAAGAGUGGGAAGGUAGUGAGCAGUAGCAAGCACAUUGUCAACGUCUUCAAGGAGGCCAAGGCCGCCUACCGCGAGCGCAAAGCCGAAAUCAAGGCUGAGCGCGAUGCCGUCGUGAAGGAGAGGGAGGUCGCCAAGAAGGCCCUCCGCGCUGCCGACGACGACGACGCCCGCUCCCAGGUCUCGCACCGCUCCAAGGCUUCCAAAGCCCACACCCACCGCAAGCAUGACCGGCCAACCAUGGAGCGCGGCUACAGCGACAGCUUCUAUGCCAACGACAGCCCGCGGAGCAGCAAACACCGCCUCGAAAAUGACCUCGGCGGACACGAUGCGCACAACAAGGAGAUUGCGAGGAGGAAUUCCGACCAGGCCGUCCAGCGUUCGUCCCAAAGCAAGUCGCGAUCCAAGUCAGUCGACAUGGACCUUUGCUACGGCGACGUGCCCCCGCCCCUGCCCGAAAAGAAGUAUGACGACCUCGAGCUCAAAGAGAAGGCUUCCAAGAUCGAGAUGCUCCUAGACGAGGCCAACUGUCUCCAACAUACCGCCACCGCCAUGAUCGAGAACCUGCAAAAGAACCCUGAGGCCCUUGCCGCCGUAUCCCUCACACUCGCCGAGAUCAGUGCCAUCGUGGGCAAGAUGGGUCCCGGUGUGCUUACUGCGCUCAAGGGCAGCUUCCCCGCCGUAGCUGCUCUACUCCUCAGCCCACAGUUCAUGAUCGCUGGAGGUGUCGCUGUCGGUGUCACCAUCGUCGCGCUCGGUGGAUACAAGAUCAUCAAGAAGAUGCAGGCACAGCCUGCGGUCGAGGAGCCAAUGCCUGCCGCGCCUCAAAUGCCUUUGCCUGUUCGUGCCGCCACCAUGCCGCUGCCCAUCGAAGAUUCCAACAACGAGCUCGACGAGCUGGAACCCCAGGAACUAAGUCGUGUGGAGAAGUGGCGUCGUGGCAUCGCAGACGUCGAGGCCAACAGCUCCGGCACCAGCGUCGACGGCGAGUUCAUCACACCCGAGGCAUCACGCACCCUUGUCGCAGCUGGCGUUCUUGAUGAAGAUGACCUCAAGUCCCGUCGCAGCACCAGAUCCAAGAGGACCAGCGACUCGAAACACAGGGAGCACAAGUCGCAUCGUGCACCAAAGUCUGACUUCAGCGUCAAGACUAGCAAGACCUCUGACAGCAAACGUCAUUCUAGCAAGGAAAAGUCCAGCAAGGAAAAGGUCCCCUCCAGCAAAGUCGCUCCCAGCGUCUCAAGCAAAUCCGGCAAAGAAAGCAGCAAGUCCAAGAAGAAGGAAAAAGAGCCUUCGGGUCUGAAGAUGUUGUUCCGCGCUCACACCGUUGCCGUUUAG
This is a messenger RNA of Alternaria burnsii, 1374 nucleotides long. RefSeq lists its product as uncharacterized. NCBI's taxonomy places the organism in Eukaryota, Fungi, Ascomycota, Dothideomycetes, Pleosporales, Pleosporaceae. The record is from RefSeq and is a predicted model, not a curated record. The transcript has 2 exons. Bases 1 to 1374 code for a protein of 457 amino acids.